AUGCCACCUUACCUCCGACUCGCUCGACAAGACGCUUCGUCUAGCACUUCCACCUCCACUGACACAAGCGCAGGUGCGACAGGCAACGAUCAAUCAUUCAUGGACAAGUAUUCCAAGGAAAUAUACAUUGGUCUAGCAGUAUUGGGAGUACUGAUUCUCUCAUACUUCCUAUGGGCAGGAACGUCUCAUCGAUUAUCCUUUCCUCCAUUCAGCCAGAAAAGGUGUAUGGACUGUAAGAAAGGUAUUUCGAAGGAUAAGACAGAGGAUGAAGAUUACUUCAAGAAUGACCAAGAGAACAAAAAGGGAUGGGUGUGUAAGGAAUGUCAGGAAAAGAGAGAGGAGAAGAUGUUGGACAGAGAGCUGAAGGAUGGUGAAGAAGGCAAACGAGCUAAAACAAAGAAGGAUGAUCAUAAUAAAAAGAAGACGAAUAAGAAUAAAGCUGCAAGCAGCAAGAAGGAGGUGGUGGAUAGUGAUGAUUCUUCUGAUGAUUCCGAAGAAGAUGAUAAUGUGGAGAAGCGAGUGGUGAGGAAAAGUGUGGUUGUAGAUAAGAGAAAGAGUCGACCACCUCCUAUAAGUAAGAGACGGGAAGAGGAGAGUGAGGUGGAGUACGUGACUGAUUCAGAAGAUGAGGACACGAGUGAUGAAGAGAUUGAGAGGGAGAGGAGAAAAGAGAAAGACAGAAGACGAAGAUAG
Molecule: messenger RNA, 693 nt
Organism: Kwoniella mangroviensis CBS 8507
Lineage: Eukaryota; Fungi; Basidiomycota; Tremellomycetes; Tremellales; Cryptococcaceae
Exons: 2
Coding region: 1-693 (230 amino acids)
Source: RefSeq, a predicted model, not a curated record